Lampris incognitus (smalleye Pacific opah) is the source of this 4149-nucleotide messenger RNA. RefSeq names its product cereblon (gene crbn). NCBI's taxonomy places the organism in Eukaryota, Metazoa, Chordata, Actinopteri, Lampriformes, Lampridae. The record is from RefSeq and is a predicted model, not a curated record. Gene Ontology annotation, cellular component: Cul4A-RING E3 ubiquitin ligase complex. The coding region runs from base 1 to 1362 and encodes 453 amino acids. The transcript is spliced from 11 exons. Gene Ontology annotation, biological process: protein ubiquitination.
AUGGCUGACGAGAGGGCUGGAGGUGACAACUACAUUGACGACAACAUGGGCAAUCAGUUACAGCUGCUACCGGAAAACGAAGAAGAAGAGGAGGAGGAGGAGGCGGAGGAGGGCGACAUGGACACCGGAGACCGCGACAGCGAGGACGCGGUGAAGUCCAGCAUCAUCAACUUUGACCCGAGUCUUCCUACGUCACAUGCUUACCUAGGUUCAGACAUGGAGGAGUUUCACGGCCGUACAGUGCACGACGACGACAGUUGCCAGACCAUCCCGGUGUUACCCCACACAGCUGUGAUGUUGGUGCCGGGCCAGACGCUGCCCCUGCAGCUUUUCAGGCCACAGGAAGUCAGCAUGAUGCGCAGCGUCAUCCAGAGGGACCGCACGUUCGCCGUGCUCGCGCACAGUGAUGCAGGUGAGCCAGAGCCAGAGUUUGGGACAACCGCUGAGAUCUAUGCAUACCGGGAAGAGCAGGAGUACGGCAUCGAGACGGUCAAAGUGAAAGCUGUAGGGAGACAGAGGUUCAAGGUCCACGAGAUAAGAACUCAGGCAGAUGGCAUCAGACAAGCCAAGGUUCAGAUCCUGCCAGAGCUGAUCCUUCCAGCUCCCCUGACGGCAGUGCAGCUAACGCCCCUCUCCAAGCUCCAGAUGCACCCCUCCUUUAGACCCCCGUCCCAGACCUGCAAACAGGCCCAGUGCUGGUGGAAUACCUACCGCCAGAGGAAGUUUCACAGCGCCAGUCUGACGCCGUGGCCUCCGUGGGUCUAUGCACUCUAUGACUCUGAUUCACUCAUGAACCGGGUGAAGAAACAGCUCCACGAGUGGGACGAGAAUCUGAAGGACGACUCGCUUCCUACUAAUGCCGUUGACUUCUCCUACAGAGUGGCCGCUUGUCUACCCAUCGAUGACGCCUUGCGGCUCCAGUUGCUAAAGAUUGGCAGCGCAAUCCAGAGACUUCGCUGUGAGCUGGACAUCAUGGACCGGUGUACGUCGCUGUGCUGUAAGCAGUGCCAAGACACAGAAAUCACCACCAAGAAUGAGAUCUUCAGCCUGUCUCUUUAUGGCCCGAUGGCUGCGUACGUCAACCCUCAUGGUUACGUCCAUGAAACCCUGACGGUUUACAAAGCCAACAAUCUCAACUUGGUCGGCAGACCAUCCACGCUGCACAGCUGGUUCCCAGGAUAUGCCUGGACGAUUGCACAGUGCCAGACGUGUGGGUCUCACAUGGGGUGGAAGUUCACGGCCACGAAGAAGGACUUGUCUCCGCCACGCUUCUGGGGGCUGACCCGCUCGGCCAUGCUCCCCCGUAUCCCUCAGAAUGAGGGGGAGGAAGGGGGAGAGGGCUCCCGUGUCCUCUGCCUGUAACACCACACCGUGAAUGCGCUCCCUGCCCCACCAACCCCCCCCCCCCCCCCCCGGUGUCUUCGGUCUCACUCCCUGACAGGAGCUCCUGUCGAAUAAGCAAUGCACACCACCUGACGCGACACGGGCCUGUCACCGAGACAGCGAACCCAUCACCCGUGGCAGUGAAUCCAUUAGUGUUAAGUCUGUUCAGCCUUGUUAUUGGCAGAGUAAGAGUAAGUGAGGAUGGGGUGGGGUGGGGUAAAGGCGCUGUUCUGACAUGUCAAGCUGAAAAUAGUGUUGCGUUGUGAUGAAUAGAAAGGAGAGAAGAGUGACCAGAAGGUGACUGUGGUUAAAUGUGACUCGCCACUUUAACAUGUUGCUCUCCUGGCACGUUGCAUCUGUAUCUCGCCCCCUCCCCCGAUGUUGCUUGCCUGUCAACACACUCAUCCACACAUCAUGCUUAAUGCAGGACCAUGCGCCCCCCCCCGACGCCUGGUCCACUGCAUGAUGGGACGUGUGCCCCCCCCCCCAUGCAGUCAUGCCAGAAACUCCGUGAGUUACUGAUGCCCAUCAGGGAGGUCGGUUCCUACAACCAGUGGCUUCUUUAAUGAUGCCGUGAAAUAAAGCAAUCGAUUGAAAUCCAGCGGGGUGUUUCGAUCCCGUGUGGUCGUCUCACAGUUGCAUAUCUGGCUGCCCGGCGUCGUACUCUGAAAGGAGGGAAACCCUCGUAUGACAGACCGCGCCGCCUUCUUAAGACCAAUAUCAUUUCGGUCCCUCCGGUCGAGAAGGAAACCGGCUGUAUUUUUGUAUGUGGAGCGAGACGGGAAGUCCUCCUGCCGUUCUUUUCCACGUGAGAACACGUUUGCGUUAUGUCAUCACAUCAGUUCGCUGCAAAGCAAACUGAUGUUUAAACUUUUUUUUUUGGAUAUCUCAAGUUGUUAAGGCUCAUAAGGCUGCGAGACAGUGUGUGACAGAAGACCUGCGUGGGCACUGGUUGGCUCUGUGCUUCGCCUCAGACUGACCGGGCGUCGGGGGCGUGCGCGAUAGGUCAAGGCCAACCGAGCGAGUCGGUUGAGAGAGUAGCUGCCGUUCUGUUUUGACGUUCCUGUGUUCUGGCGUGGUUAGAAAACAAGAGUGCCUAUUCUCCAGCUCGACGUCUUAUCGGCUUGGUUUCGGUAAACCAUCCGACUGCAGACGUGAAAUAAAAGCUGUGAGUGACGGUGUGAUGUGAAGCCCCCGCCUGUCUCCUGUUGUUCUCGGACUACUCUGGGCUUCAAACUCACCAUUUCGGAAACGACACCUAUUGCAAAGAUGCUGGAAAGUUGUCGCCACAUGCUUGUACAGAUUGAAUUGUAUAUAAAAGGCAGAAAUAGUAAAUAUUGUGGGACGUAGCUGUUCUAUUGUAUAUAGAAUCUCGGACGCUCUAAUUUCUUUGGUUAUUUACAUAUUGCAGCACUGUCGGAAAUUAUGGCCUUAUCAAGAAGCAGAGUGAUUUGAUGCAAUAAGGAACUGUGUUAAUAUGUGAAGCUGUUCGGUUCCCUCACACAACAUGUCAUGCUGCACAGCAGUGAAAUAGCUGAUGAGCUAUCUGAUGAAAUAUCUCAUAAUCUUAAGAGGACUGGUUCAGGAACUCGUGUUCAGAUGGCCUCAGAGGCAUGAUACGAUGUCCUAUGGACGUACAGCUGGGAUUUGCUGCACCGACGUAGGCCACAUGGGCGAGACUGACUUUGUGGACUUGCACAGAGCGUGUCUAAGUGUUAACGUCUCUUUUAAAGGUGCUAUAUAUGAGAUUUAGAACAUUAAUGUGGCAGCAAACAGCUAUUUGCCAUCUAAAGCGAUAGUAGAGUAAUGGCGUGCACGCUAGCGUUAGCAGGGUAGCUAGCGAGCUAAUGAUUACGUCGGGUCACUCGGCAGAUCGAAGAAAUAGCUCCUUACCAAACUGAACAGGUUAAUAAUGUUAAUGAAAUGACUAUACUGUAGAAACUGAUAUUCCAACCGACGAACUAAUAGCCAAGAAUGCGAGGUGUGGGGGGUGGGGGGUUGUUUUGCUCUGAAAUGCUGCUGCUGAAUACUCGGGCUGUGUAUUGGCGAGAAUCUGGCGAUAUGAUACGGGGGUUACGACUCAAUAUAUGGCGAUAUAUUGCGAUACAGUAAGAAAGGCGAUAUAUUGUUAUUUCAUAGACCUGUGUUCUUUGUGCUUAUGCUACUUCCCGUCUCAGUUUACAUGGUUGCGUUGGAGUGGAAGAGUCGAAUGGCUGAAUAUAGAUUACAACACUGCCAUCUACUGGUGGUGGGGUUACACACAACACAGAAUGUUUGUCACAAACCUUUACAUGUAAACAAAAAUCGAUAUAGUGGUUUUGAGAACCGAUACAGUAUCACAAACGACAAUAUCGCGAUACUCCAGUGUAUCGAUAUUUUCUUACACCCCCUACGGAAUAUCGCAUAUAGCGCCUUUAACUCAGUACUUGUAUUUCUUCCAGAGUAGAACCUGUUCACUUCGGACUACAGUCACUUUCAGCUUUUCUGUCUUUCCUUAACAAUUCUUCAUAGAGGCUGUUCUUGGGUUUCAUAUCAUAAUUUCAUAGGUUUGCAAAAUCUUGGAAUAUUGUUUUUGUGGUGUGGUAAUGAAUUAACUUUACCAAGGCAUUGGAAUGGACAUGUGGAAUCCAAAACCCAAUGGCGUUCUUCUCUUCUGUCAUUUUCUGCUGUAGAGAUAGCCAGGCCUGGCCCCAAAGCAGCUUCCCUUCAUCUUUUCAUGCCAUAGACGCUCAGCACAAAGUGAAAUAAAAUACAGUUCUACUGUGA